AUGGCUUCUCAUUUUAGCUUUAGUACCACUCUUCGUCGUCAUACUCAGGAUACAUAUGGAGGAGUAGGAGUAGGAGGCGGAGGCGGAGGCGGAGGAGGAGGUUUCAGCCCUCUUGGGAACGUUGUGCACAGUAUCCAAUCGAGAGCCGAACGAUUUACUGCGAGUGGUGGGACUGGGAUCAUACCCUUCCUUCGAAUGGAAUUCUGCGACGGACGGCUGGAUACUCUUCAACAUUUCCGCGUCGACCCUUCAACAGGUCUCGCUUCCUCUGUCGUGCCUGAUCUCAGGAACGUUCAUGGCUACAACGAAUUCUCUGUUGCUCCCUCAGUCAACCUAGCCCACAAGUUCAUAGAGACCAUCUAUGAAAGUCCCUUGAACUUACUUUUGUUGGGGAGCGCAUUCAUCAGUGCGGUUAUGGGAAAUAUUGACGAUGCUGUUAGCAUCACUAUUGCUCUACUCAUUGUUCUUACAGUGGGUUUCGUGCAAGAACGAAGAUCAGAACAAUCGUUGCAAGCACUCAAUCGUCUCGUACCUCAUCACUGUCAUCUACUACGUGACUCGCGGCAAAAGACCGUCCUCGCGAAUGAACUUCUACCAGGGGAUAUCGUCUCCUUCACAGUUGGGGAUCGAAUACCUUCGGAUGUUCGCUUGAUCACUGCGUUGGAUCUUGAAUUGGACGAGUCGUCACUUACGGGUGAAUCUCAUGCUGUUCGGAAAGCAGUUGAGCCUUCGAGGUUUGGGGCUCCGUUGGGCGAACGGACGUCGAUGGCUUUUAUGGGUACUUUAGUUAGGAAUGGACGUGGGGCAGGAGUUACGAUUGCUACGGGCCAGCAGACUGAGUUUGGCGCCAUUUUCACUACGAUGCAAGAAAUCGAGGAGAAACGGACGCCAUUGCAAAUCUCGAUGGACGAGCUGGCGACGAAGCUUAGUACUCUGUCGUUCGCGAUCAUAGGCGUCAUUUGCCUCAUUGGUGUGAUUCAAAGUCGGGGAUGGUUGGAAAUGUUUACUAUUGGAGUGUCUUUGGCUGUUGCUGCGAUCCCGGAAGGUCUUCCUAUCGUGACUACGGUAACUCUUGCUUUAGGUGUACUUCGCAUGGCACGACGAAAAGCUAUAGUGAAGAAGUUACCAUCUGUAGAAGCGCUGGGGUCCGUCAGUGUCAUUUGUUGCGACAAAACCGGCACCCUAACAAAGAACGAACAGACUGUUACUGAGAUUUACACUAUCGACGAAUUGGUGAAACUUGAUGCUCCCGUCAUACCUGCAUACACGCCUGCACUCUUGAAGACGGUUCAGAUCGGCGCGUUGUGUAACAGUGCUAUUCGUAACAGCGAAGGCGUAUACGUUGGCCAAAGCACAGACGUUGCACUCAUGAAUGUCCUGGAUACCUUGCAGGUACCCUCCUCUAAGGUGGAUUUCAGCGUAUCAGCAGAGCGACCCUUCAACUCCGAGCUGAAAUCUAUGGCUGUAAGCGGCAAGCAUGCCUCGGAAUCGCAGGAAAAGUACUACAUCAAGGGUGCACUUGAGGCGAUACUGCCUCGGUGUAAAUGGCACUACAUCUCUUCGGAUGUCACACCUGAACUCGACACUCUCACUCGUUCCUUGAUCGUUUCAAAGGCAGAGUCGGUCUCUUCACGAGGACUUCGGGUAAUUGUGAUGGCUUAUGGGAAGGGAAGCAACCUUGUCUUUGCCGGAUUUCAAGCUAUGAUGGAUCCUCCGCGAAGGGAAGUCUCGGAUUCUAUCGCUUCGUUGCGCAUGGGGGGUGUACAGGUGAUCAUGAUCACGGGUGAUGCGGUCGAAACCGCACUUGCGAUCGCUCGUCAGUUGGGUCUUUUGGGGACGAUGAGCUUUGUUGGCUGUCUUACGGGGAAGGAGAUGGAUGAGAUGGAUGAUCGGAUGUUGAGGGAGCGUGUAGCGGGGAUUACGGUAUUUGCGCGUACGACGCCUAGGCAUAAGAUGCGCAUUGUUUCGGCUUUCCAGUCUCGAGGGGCGGUGGUGGCUAUGACGGGUGAUGGAGUCAACGAUGCACCGGCAUUGAAGAUGGCGGACAUUGGUGUCGCAAUGGGAAGCGGAACUGAUGUUGCCAAAGAGGCAGCGGACGUUAUCCUUGUUGACGAUAAUUUUGGGACCAUCCUGGCGGCCGUCGAGGAGGGUAAAUCCAUCUUCCAUAAUAUUCAGCACUUCCUUUCGUUCCAACUUAGCACGGCAGUGUCGGCUCUCACACUCAUCACCCUUAGCACUCUAUUCGAACUUAGCAAUCCCCAAUCUCUAGGUGUUGAUCCUGCCGACCGAGCAGUCAUGCGGAGACCUCCUAGACCAAAAAAUGCGCCCAUUAUCACUAGGCCUCUCAUCUUAAGGGUGCUGUUCUCCGCAUCUGUGAUGUUACUCCUUACUCUGUUCGUCUAUAUGUACGAGCUCAGCGACGGAAAGAUGUCUCGCCGUGACCAGACCAUGACCUUCACAUGCUUCGUUUUCCUUGACCUUGCAUCAGCGAUUCAAAACCGUGGUUUGGGAUGCGGUAUCACACAGAACAAAAUGCUCCUCACAACCGUCUCUACGUCGUUCCUCGUCCAACUCGCUCUCAUCUACGUUCCUUUGUUCCAAAGCAUUUUCCAAACUGAAGCGCUCGACUCUCAUGAUAUCUUUGUCCUUUUGACGCUUGCUGGGGUUGCAUUGGCGCUUCACGAAGCUCGGAGACGAUGGGAGCGACAGAAGAAUAAGGAGCCGGGGUGGGAUCAUGCGAAUGACUUGGCUUGA
Molecule: messenger RNA, 2754 nt
Organism: Cantharellus anzutake
Lineage: Eukaryota; Fungi; Basidiomycota; Agaricomycetes; Cantharellales; Hydnaceae
Product: calcium-transporting P
Exons: 15
Coding region: 1-2754 (917 amino acids)
Biological process (GO): manganese ion transport; calcium ion transmembrane transport; intracellular calcium ion homeostasis
Cellular component (GO): plasma membrane; endoplasmic reticulum; Golgi membrane
Molecular function (GO): P-type calcium transporter activity; ATP hydrolysis activity; ATP binding
Source: RefSeq, a predicted model, not a curated record